AUGGGGCUCUUCAAGCGCAAAGAUUCCAAGAAUUCAAUUCAAAGCGAGAAAGAUGAACAAGACUCAGUCGUCACCGUCAAUAGCGCCCGCACAUCGAACACAUCCCUGAGAUCCCCAGGGUACAAGGGAAGCGGUCCACCAGCUUCAAUUCCCGAACUCCCCAUCGCCAGACCCCCAGACCCAGCAUUGGACCCAGCUGCAUAUCUCCGGAGCAUUCACGCCGUCCGCGAACGCUCCAACAUCGUCCUAAACAAGGCCAAAAACAACAACCUCAAUCAUUUCGAUGUCGACAUGAGCAAAUUCGAAGAUACCGCAUCCUAUGUCGUGUCAAUCAUCAAGCGAGAUUAUGCCCCAGAUUAUGAGAAUAUCCCACCGCACGGCCGCUGGCAGCAUUUCGACGUUGGCGGUCGACCGCGCAUCAACCAGCUGCUCCAGUCAUGGCCGAGCAGCAUUGAUGCGCAGGAGCGAACGCGCCGUCUGAUCGACUUAUUUGUGGUUUCUGUGCUGCUGGAUGCGGGCGCCGGAACCAAGUGGUCGUACCGAUCGAAGGAGUCCGGGAAAGUCUUCUCCCGCAGCGAAGGCUUGGCGGUUGCCAGUUUGGAGAUGUUCAAAUCGGGUCUCUUCAGUAGUGAUCCGACGGAGCCGUGCCAGGUGGAUGGUGCGGGGUUAAAAAAAAUUACGGCCGAGGUGCUUGCGAAGGGGAUGCAACAUUCUGAGCAGAAUCCAUUGGCUGGGAUUGAGGGUCGCACGGGGUUGUUGAUGCGGCUAUCCGAGGCACUGAACAACCAAGACUUCUUUGGAGUGGAUGCCAGACCGGGAAAUAUGUUAGAUUAUCUGCUCGGUCAUCCGUCUACUCUUGCUUCAUCUGUGCCUAUUGUUCCGAUAACCACUUUAUGGACCGUGCUCAUGGACGGCCUGUCCCCCAUCUGGCCUUCAUCGCGAACACAGAUCGAUGGAGUAUCAAUCGGAGAUGCUUGGAAGUGCUCAGCUCUCCCCAGGUCCCCGCCUGCACAGCAAUGGGAAAACAUCGUUCCAUUCCACAAGCUGACACAGUGGUUAUGCUACUCGAUCAUGGUGCCAAUGUCCAAAUUGAUGCACAUUCACUUCGCCGGCAGCGAUCUUCUCACCGGUCUCCCUGAAUAUCGGAAUGGGGGGCUUCUUAUCGACAUGGGACUCUUGAGUCUGAAACCGGACGACAUGCAGCGUGGUAUCGAAGCAUAUAAAGAGAACGCUCAGAUCAAGGGUCAACCGAGUGUCGAGGUCGCUCCGCUCUUCUGCGCCGAUGACGACGUGAUUGUCGAAUGGCGAGCUGCGACUGUUGGAUUCCUCGAUGAGCUCCUAGCAGAGGUUAACGCCCAGUUGGGUCUCAAGGGCACUGAAGAGCAACUCUCACUCGCACAAAUGCUCGAGGCAGGCACCUGGAAGGGUGGUCGUGAGAUUGCGGAAGUCUCCAGACCAAACACCAAGGAGCCCCCUAUCAUGAUACGAUCUGACGGCACUGUCUUCUAA
Molecule: messenger RNA, 1509 nt
Organism: Penicillium bovifimosum
Lineage: Eukaryota; Fungi; Ascomycota; Eurotiomycetes; Eurotiales; Aspergillaceae
Product: URC4/urg3 family protein
Exons: 4
Coding region: 1-1509 (502 amino acids)
Source: RefSeq, a predicted model, not a curated record